Hordeum vulgare subsp. vulgare (domesticated barley) is the source of this 1696-nucleotide messenger RNA. RefSeq lists its product as uncharacterized. The record is from RefSeq and is a predicted model, not a curated record. The coding region runs from base 174 to 1307 and encodes 377 amino acids. NCBI's taxonomy places the organism in Eukaryota, Viridiplantae, Streptophyta, Magnoliopsida, Poales, Poaceae. The transcript is spliced from 11 exons.
AGUAAUUGGGUGGCAAGGCAAGUCGGAAGGGAGUCCUGGACUAUGACGGUCCGGCACAAGGAGGGAUUCCUCUCCAACAGAAGAGACCGGCGAGAAGGGAAGAAGCGAAAUCCCCUUUCAUCGAUUACAUAUUAGAGGUUUGGGUUAGGCGUUGAUCUCGAUCGCCGGCGGAGAUGCAGCACGGGAGGACCCCCGUUCAGUUUGAUCCAGAGGUCGGCUCCGGCGCCGGUGACAGUGAUGAAGGCCCGUCUCCCACACCGUCCUCUGCGCGUUCUACGGUCUGGACGCCAUCGGAUUCGCCACACGAGCUCGCGGACCAGGACAAUCACAGAGUCGGCGACGAGGAUUUCCGUGAGCACCUCGCUGUUUUGUCCAGCAGGCCUCGCCCCAUAACCGUCGUCGGGCCCAGGAUGGACUGGGAACAGCAACGCAAGGUCGACGAGCGCCUUGCGCUCUACCGCAUCAGAGCAUCCAAGAUGGCACAGGGAGUGUCCAUGGAUGAGCUGGAUGACAUGACUCUGAGAAAGGAAUACCCCCCGGAAGCUCUCGAGGAAGCGUAUUACUUCAGUGACUACGGCCGUGAGGGCACCAUCGAUUGGCACUUCGACCCUGACCUCUCCGUCCACUCCUACUUGAGUGACUACCACCGCCUUGUCCUUAAAAAUGGAGAUGGCACGAGGUAUCUUGAAUGGGAUAAGUACUGCUCGUGGUUUACUACCUAUGAAACAGAUGAAGAGUAUCUCAAGUACUUUGAAGAAAUAUCAAAGAAAAUCAAGUGGAUCAAACGUUACAUGAUAUUUGAAAGAGAAUCUCCUGAGUGGAUAGAGAUGGAAGCUAGAGCAUAUCGGCAAGCAGUGGAGAUCGCGGUAGACUUUCCCCACAUUAGCUCUGAUUUAGCUUUUACUGCAUACACGGAUCAUAUUUUUAACAUGAGAUCUGAUUAUUUUGACCGUGAAGAAAUUGAUCCUCUUCUUUUUGAUAUUUGGAAGCGUGUCACUAAGCAAAAGAUUACAUUCAGACAGGCUCUGGACCAAAUUCGGCAAGAGAACAUGUUCCCUCGACAUGAGAAGUGUAUACAAUUUGUACUGGAUUAUAGUAGUACCUAUACUCGCUUGCAAUUAACUUUUGAUACUUGUGUGGAAGACAUCCCUGAUGAGACUCCAGAGGAUGAAGGACGUAGGUUGAUUACAAUGGCGGUCUGGACUAAGCUUCACAAAGAGAAGACGUGGAGUGAGUAUAUUAUGAGGAAGAUAGAGAUUGCUAAACACAUUGGGUUGGAUCUCCAAGCUACAUGUAUCCCAAUUUAAGACCCAGAAGGAUGUGGACUGUUUUUGUCGAACAAAAUAUUGUUCGUUGCUCAUUUGGAUGCAAAUUAAGAUGAAUCCGUGUAGUAUAUGCUGAUAGUGCCUUUAAUUGGAAUGCGGUGAUUCGGUGCCCACCUGGCAUGUACGAGGAACACUGUUGGACCCAAUUUUGUUUGCCUAGAGGUCCUCAAAUUUCCAAAUACCGCAAAAAUCGGCAUGCUCCUUGUGCAAUUGAGCAUUUUUUUGCCGAAGGGUCUAGAAUUUGUACUAUUUUUUGGUUUUGUUGUUCAUCAGGUGCAGAUGAGCUGGGCUUGGAUGUGAAUUACCGCUUGAGUUGCAACUCAUAUCUUGGUAAAAACAAAUACUGUUGAAUGAAAUGUUAUGAUGUACUA